CAACCUUAUUAAGAAAACACAGCAUCAGAUUUAAAGAAAAGGGCUUUGGCAUUGUAGUUUUCAUUAUAAAAUAACUACAGUUACUUAUAAAAAGUGAAAAGAUUUCAAAAUUCAACAAUAAUAUUGAUGGUAGUGCCCUUAUUUUUAAAAUUACUUGGGUUAUAAGGAUAUUGCACAUUGAUUUGAAAACAAGAAAGUCUAUUUAAUAAGUAAUUGUUCUUUUGUUUCACAAUGCUGCAUCUGCACUUUCUUUAAGAUCAUUUAGUGAUUAUUUGUGGUUUUUCUUUAAAUGGAACAGGAGCAUUUCUAUGAUGGGGAAAAGGGCACUGGAUAUUUGGCGUGGCGCCUCAAAACCAUUUCCAGGACUUCAGGAAAACGGCCAGUCAAGGAAGCCUCAGUGCAUCAAGCACAAGGACCAAAGCGCCAAAGAUCAGCAACCACACUGCCUCAGCAGCUUGAUGGAGAUGCCUGCAGGGAGGCCAUUUCAUUUCUUGUUCACUCGUCUGAUGAAGCAAGUGUAUUUCAGAAGAUGAAGAUGACAUUUCAGCACCGUCAGGACCUAGUGCAUGACCCACAAAGAAGCACAGAUGUCUUCAAAACAUUUCCACGCUUUUUAGAUGUCAAAGGACUGUUGAAUCAAGACUUCUUGCUGCUGUUUGGUGCUGAAACAGCCUCCAAGAUGCUUGAGAAGUGGGACACCUCAUUUAAGCCCAAGGUCAUCAAAGAGGCCAAAAACCUGACUCAGACAUCUGAGCUGUGCCGACUUCUAAAAGCUGCUGAGAAACUCGCAGAGAACAAUGAAACGGACUGGGACAGUGACAUCGCUUCUAUGCUGCUGCUUCUCUAUCUCUUGCCACCCACAGCUGGACGAAAGAGGACCAAAAUAAGUCCAAGUGAUGCAGUGGACAAAAUGGUGCACUUUCAUAAGUCAUGCUGCAGCAUCAAUGAAUAUGUGCAGGAAAGAGAGGGUAAACAACCGUACAUCCUUGCAGUUGGCCGAACCCAAAAGACAAUUGAUACCUUCUACAUCGCCAUUGACAAACAGCUCAUCCUCUGCCAAGCCACCAGCUCAUUGGGUGCUUUUGAUGAACUGUUUAAAUCCCACUAUGUGUUCAACUUGUCUUAUGAUGAGUCCCUGGUCCAUUUCUACACUUUUUUGCAGACAACUGUCUACAACAUUGAUGUUACCACAACAGAUGAGUCUCCAAGAGUUCGUGAGUUGCGGGCAAAACUUUUGAAUGACAUAUGAAUAUGUUCAAAUGUUUCAUUUGUCAAGCAGUGCAUGCUACUGUACCAGGGCGUAAUAACUCGUUUGCGGAUCGGCCACAGUUUCUAUCCAGGCACCAAGUUUUAAUUAGUUUGUGCACAAGACCAUUGUAGGCGUCAGUUUUUAACAUUUUUAGGUUUAAAAAAAAACAUUUAGUUAGUGUGCAUGAUACGGGUUAUUGCCAACAGUGUGAUUUACUUCAUAGUAAACAAGCUUUUGGUUGACCAUUUCAGUCAGCACUUUUAUGCCUACGUGUUUGAAAAAGAUGUGAUAAAAGCAGACUGUCUUUAAAUUUACAAGCCUUUUGACUAACAAAGUGCUUGUGGAGAUGAUAGCCUUUCUAUUGUACCAUCUCUGUAAAUGUGCAUAGAAUUCAAGUUGUAUGGUGCUUAGAUAUUUUUGUCUUUAUUAAAAAAAAAGUAGA
This is a messenger RNA of Misgurnus anguillicaudatus (oriental weatherfish), 1691 nucleotides long. RefSeq lists its product as uncharacterized. Lineage: Eukaryota; Metazoa; Chordata; Actinopteri; Cypriniformes; Cobitidae. The record is from RefSeq and is a predicted model, not a curated record.